Oncorhynchus keta (chum salmon) is the source of this 1224-nucleotide messenger RNA. Its product is annotated as protocadherin Fat 3-like. The record is from RefSeq and is a predicted model, not a curated record. Gene Ontology annotation, cellular component: plasma membrane. The transcript is spliced from 7 exons. Lineage: Eukaryota; Metazoa; Chordata; Actinopteri; Salmoniformes; Salmonidae. Gene Ontology annotation, molecular function: calcium ion binding. Gene Ontology annotation, biological process: homophilic cell-cell adhesion. The coding region runs from base 1 to 1224 and encodes 407 amino acids.
AUGGAAAACUCUCCCAAAGAUCUGUCCGUCAUCCGUAUCCAGGCGCAGGACCCCGACUUCACCGCCAUGCCCGGUCGCCUUAGUUACCGCAUCACCGCCGGCAACCCACAGAACUUCUUCUCCAUCAACUCCAAAACAGGUCUGAUAACAACAACAUCGAGGAAACUGGACAGAGAGCAGCAAGCAGAGCACUUCCUAGAGAUAACGGUUAUGGACAGUCCGGUAAUGUCCCGUCUCUCCACUGUGUGGGUCAUAGUCCACAUCCAAGAUGAAAACGACAACAUCCCCACAUUCACCGAGUCCGUCUACCGGAUCAGCUUACCGGAACGCGACCGGAACAAGCGCGGUGAUCCCAUCUAUCGGGUGUUUGCGUCUGACCUCGACCUGGACACCAACGGCAACAUCACAUACAGUAUCGUCGGGGGUAACGAUGAUGAGAAGUUCAGCAUUGACCCGCUGACCGCAAUGGUGUCGUCACACAAGAUGGUCACGGCAGGAAGCUACGACAUCAUCACCAUAAAGGCCCUAGACGGUGGAAGCCCUCCUCUAUGGUCUACAGUAAAGCUCCAUAUGGUGUGGGUCCGUAAGCCUGUUCCCUCUCUGCUGCCGCUGGUGUUCUCCCAGCGCUACUACAACUUCUCCGUCUCUGAGGCCACAGCUGUAGGUCAGCCUGUAGGACUGGUGUCUGUACGACAGACAGACACACCGCUCUGGUUUGACAUCAUAGGAGGGAGGUUAUCCAGGGAGGUAUUCUAUAUACCUAAAUACAUCUGUGGGAGGAACUGCUCAUCUGAAGCAGAGGGGAGCUACGACAGUGGCUUUGACUUCCAGCAGGGCACUGUGGGUACUGUGGUGAUAGCCAGGCCGCUGGACGCUGAGGGUCAGUCGCUCUACAACCUGACGGUCAUGGUCACUGACGGUACCAACACAGCUAACACACAGGUCUUCAUCCGUGUUCUUGACAGUAAUGACAACCCUCCCGUCUUCUCUCAGCCUACAUAUGACAUUAGCGUGUCAGAAGACAUGCCAGCCGACACAGAGCUGUUGCGUGUGCGAGCGUCAGACGGUGACGAGCGUGCACGUCUCAGCUACUCCAUCCACAGUAGUGUAGAUCCAGCCAGUAUGAGGCUGUUCAAGAUUAACCCUGGGACUGGAGUGGUCUACAGCGCUGACCGACUGGACUACGAGGCUAGGACACAACACAUUCUAACCAUCAUGGUAUGA